Messenger RNA from Dreissena polymorpha, 2864 nucleotides. RefSeq lists its product as uncharacterized. The transcript is spliced from 10 exons. The coding region runs from base 132 to 2495 and encodes 787 amino acids. Gene Ontology annotation, molecular function: metal ion binding. NCBI's taxonomy places the organism in Eukaryota, Metazoa, Mollusca, Bivalvia, Myida, Dreissenidae. The record is from RefSeq and is a predicted model, not a curated record.
AGAUCUACAUGUAUUAGACCGAUUCCACGUUUGGCCCGAUUGGACCCGUGAAAUCGCGGGAAGUUCCUGAAAGAAAGUUCUUCUUGAAUAGGAUUGACAAAGGUACGGACUUUUGAGAAGAUAACUUUGCCAUGAUCAACAUAUUUGGAAAACUGUACACAUUGUUGAGGCGACCACAGGCGGUUCCUGUGAAUGCUACUGCAGCAAAAACACCAACAGAAAAUACCCACUUGGACCCAACGAGGCAACACGACACAUUGGAAGAUGGUCCAGCUGAUGGGGCAUCUGGCGGGCUUGUCGAGGAUUGUGCCCUGACUAAAACUGGCUCCGAGAGCGGUGUGCUUGACCCUACCAUCUCUAAGCUAAGGACAGAGUCUACCACUAGUGCAGACUGGGAACACAUUCAGCCUUCAGAUGGCAAGAUAAAUGUCUCUACCAAUAUUGAUAUCAAUGUCUCUGCCAAUGUUGAUGAGGGUUUUGACGUAAUAACAGAUUCAGAUGUCAAUCAUGGAAAGGAUGCUUACAAGACACAAAUAGAUGAAGACAAACACCAGAAGAAGAAUGGAGUUGAGAUGAAGUCCUCAGCAAUCACAACAGAAUCAGAUGUUGGUAAGUUUAAAGUCUCGGACCAUAAUCAAACAAACAAAGAUGAGCAUGUUAAGCAGAAUGAAUCAGGGAAUAAGAAAAAGGCUAUUGAUAAGAAGCAGAACAAUGAGACCAUUGAUGAACAGCGAGUAAACAGUACAGAUCAUGAUAAGGAACAGUCAGUCAGUGAGAAACAGAUGAAGACAGAUGGUGAGCCUGAGAGAAAAGAAUCAAUGGAUCAAGCCACAUGUGCACAUAAGGAAUCGGCAUUAGAAGAAGGAAAUUCUGAAGAAGUUGAUGACAAGUCCUGCCCUGUUGUUGAAGAUGAUGCCAGUAGCCUGAUUGAACAACCCGAGCAUGUUGAAAAACACUCACAGAAGAGCGGAAAUAAAGGUAAACGUGAUAGGAAGGUGUGCAAGUACUUCAAGAAAGGGCAGAAGUGCUGGAAAGACAAGAAAUGCCCCUUUGCCCAUGUCAACUCUGGAUACACAGAAAUGGGAGAAGAUGCUGACAAAGAGAACGUGUCAGAGAAAGAGAAAGAGCAAUCACAGAGGGUGAAGAUUGUUGAGUCUGAUUAUGCAACAUACUUGGACUAUGCCCUCGCCAUGACAGAGCAUGGCAGACAGAUUGCCGCCAAGGACUUGGUGUACAAGCUUGGUUACAUGCGCAGCACGGACAGAGAGUCCAUCAGCAAUGCACUCAUUGGUCAGUUUAAAAUGGCCAAGAGCAGGGAGAACCUGGGCUGGAUGAAGGAGGCACGAUACUUAGCAGAGAUGUUCUACGACAAUGGCUGGAUAGAUGAGAACAUGCCUCUGAAAGAACCAAAGCAUCGUGGCAAGAAGCAACCAAAAUCCAAGAAAAGCAAGAAUGAUGCGUAUGAUCCAAACCCUGGUGGUAUUUGUAGAGAUUUCCGCCUGAAAUCAGAUCCAAGCCUCCCUGUUAUAGUAACCAAUGCUGCUGGGGACGCCGUCACCAGUGGGGGUGGUGAUAUGGAACCCUUGUGUAUGGGGGACAAUGUCACCAGUGGAGGUGGGGAUACGGAACCCCAGUGUACAGUGAAAGGGACUGGGGACGUAGCAGGGCCACAGAACACCUCAUCUGAUGGCCAACUGGUGGAUGACUACACUGAGCAGGUGAUUCAGAAGGCUAUGACCAUGGCUAUUAAUGAUGGUUUGUCCCAGUCCGCCAUCAUGGAAGUGAUAGAAGACGUCACAUCUAUCACCAAGGUAACACCAAGGAAGCAGACACAGCCCACCACGGUUGACCUUACCCAGACACCACGGUCCCGGUUCAACCAGCUGGCCAUCGGUUUUAACUACCACAGUGAGGUGGUUGCUAAGGAGUCCCGGAAGACGCCAUUUGGAGAAAUAUACCAGCCUGUGCAGGCUUCGAAAUCUCCAGAGGAUCAUCUGGCAGUGGGGUUCAGUUUCCACGCUAACCAGCUCUUGAAAGACGCUCGAAGGACGGAAUGCGGUGAAGUCAUAAUACCUGGCGUUAUUGUCACCCCAGGAAAACGCACACGUGAUCAGUUGGCUGUUGGGUUCAGUUACCAUGCCAACGAACUAGCCAAGGACAUUUCAGUUGAUGCUGGUAAAAAUGAGGCGGAAGAAAAUGAAAAAUCCAGCAAAGAGGAUGUUCCCCUUAUUGAAACUUUGGAGAAGGAUCUCCAUGUUGAUAUUGAAGAUAUAAAGAAAGGCAGGAAAUUGUUUCAGGACACGUAUGCUAUUGGGUUCAGCUACCACUCUGAUCUUGCAAUAAAUAAACAGCUAGUGGAAAUCAACGGUAACAUGGACAGUGAAUUUGCUUCAAGUUUGGUCCAGGAUGCAGCGUUUGACGAGGAUCGUAACCUGGCAGAGAUUGAGUCAGAAUUACCUCCCUUGGGUCGUCUGCCUGCAGGAAGUGUCUGGUAGAAUAAAUAAGAUAUAGCGUGUUUUCGAAAACUGUUCAAAAUAGAAUUCCUCAAAAUGUUGCCAAGCAAAGUUGUGUGCUCGGUUAUUAGUAUGUACUAAAAAUGUUUCUUAAAGUCCUCAGGAAAAUAACAAAGAUAUUUGAAUAACUAAAAAAUUUCGUGUAUGUGUGGCAAAUUGAUAAAUUCCGAUGUCUUUGUUACUUGUUACAAUGUAAUGUAGUGUACAGUGCAAUUUUACUUGUCUCAUUUGACUUGUUUGUAUUUGAUGUUGUUAAUGUUAAUCAGUAUUAACGAAGUGGGUUUGAUUUCUUUGUUUGUUUGAUAUUGUAUACCUGUACAGUAUUGUUUGUUAAUAAAAAAAAAUUCAUAA